GUGAAACUGAUCUGAUUCUGUACCGUUAGAGUGUGGAUCUGUUCCGUGUCUGUGUUUGUAGUUUUGUUGAUAAUUGAAGUUGAUGAACGCAGAAAAAUGGAGUCCAAAAUUUCAGUAACUCAGGAUGAGUUCAGCUGUUCAGUCUGUCUGGAAACACUGAAGGAUCCAGCUGCUAUUCCAUGUGGACACAGUUUCUGUAUGGUGUGUAUUAACAACUGCUGGGAUUGGGAGGAUGAUAAGGGAACAUACAGCUGUCCACAGUGUAGACAAACCUUCACUCCAAGACCUGUUGUGAGGAGAAACACCAUGCUGGCUGGAGUUGUGGAGAAACUGAAGAAAACAGAACUUCAAGCUCCACAUCCUGGUCACUGUUUUUCUGAACCUGAAGAUGUGGAUUGUGAUUCCUGCACUGGGACAAAAUCCAAAGCUGUAAAAUCCUGUCUGGUGUGUUUGGCCUCUUUCUGUGAAACUCACCUUCAGCCUCAUUAUCAAAUUCUGUCUUAUAAGAAGCACAAGCUGGUUAAGGCUUCCAGAAGACUCCAGGAUCAGAUCUGCUCUCAGCAUGAUAAACUGCUGGAGGUUUACUGUCGUACUGAUCAGCAGUGUAUCUGCGUGUUGUGCACCAUGGAUCAUAAAGGACAUGAUACAAUAUCAGCUGCAGCAGAAAGAACUGAGAAACAGAAGCAGCUGCUGGAGAUCCAGAGAAAAUUCCAGGAGAAAAUCCAGAACAGAGAGAAGGAACUUUGUGAACUGAUAAACGCUGUGGAGUCUCACAAGUGUUCUGCACAGACAGCAGUGAAGAACAUUGAGAGGAUCUGUACUGAACUAAUCAACUCAAUUAACAGAAGAUGCUCUGAGCUAAAAGAUCUGAUCAGAGAUCGAGAGACAGCAGAAGUAAGUCGAGCUGAAAAAGUCCUGAAGCAGGUGGAGCAGCAGAUUGUAGAGCUGAAGAGGAAAGAUGCUGAACUGGAACAGCUUUCACACACAGAGGAUCCCGUCCAUUUCCUCCAGAAUUUUCAAUCUCUCUCGGCUCCUGCUGGAUCUGCAGAAUCAGCCGCCAUCACAAUCAGUCCUUUCCCCUCAUUUGAUGAUGUUACAAAGUCUGUAUCUCAGCUGAGAGAGAAAGUAGAAGAAUUCUGCAAAGAGCAGUGUGCGAAGAUACCAGAUGAAGUGAAGAAAGUCUGGAUCACUCUGCCUACUGAACUUAAAAUCAGAGAAGAUUUUCUACACU
Molecule: messenger RNA, 1231 nt
Organism: Trichomycterus rosablanca
Lineage: Eukaryota; Metazoa; Chordata; Actinopteri; Siluriformes; Trichomycteridae
Product: E3 ubiquitin/ISG15 ligase TRIM25-like
Exons: 6
Molecular function (GO): zinc ion binding
Source: RefSeq, a predicted model, not a curated record